AUGAAGUCCGGUUGCUUAUCGCUUCUUGUGCUGUCAUCUAUCGCUCUCGGUUCACCCGUAGCCAGCCAGGAAGACAAGAAGUAUGCCAUUCUCGACAAUGACUGGGGCCCUGUCAGCUUUCUGCCAUUUCUCAUAGCAGCCAAGAGCGACGUUGACAUCCUCGGACUAAUAUCAGACACCGGGAAUACUUGGCAACAUCAAUGCGCCCUCCAUGCUCUCGCCAACCUCGAAAUCGCCAAUCUAACCUGCGUCCCGGUCUACCCCGGGGCCACCUGGCCACUCAUCAACACCCCCCAUCGCUUCCAGGCAUGGGAAACUAUCCACGGGGACCUCCCCUUCCAAGGUGCCUUUGCGCUCGAAAAUCAAACCGCCGAGGCGGAAGGCAACGAUCCCAGCUCGGGCGAUCCCAAUCGCGUAGUCCGCGGUGCCUUCGUCGAAGGGUUCCCGAACACCACCGUCAACGACUCGACCACCGGCGCGAACUUCCUGGUCGAGAUGGUUCGCAAGUAUCCGCAUCAAGUGUCCAUUUACUCUGCGGGAGCUCUGACUAAUAUCGCUCUCGCUGUGCGGAGUGAUCCGUCGUUCGCGUCCCUGGCGAAGGAACUCGUCAUUAUGGGAGGGUAUGUGGAUGUCAACAGACUGCAGGUUACGGGGGACCAUGAACAAGCAAAUAUCAAUUCCGAUAUUAACCUCAUGAUCGACCCCGAAGCCGCCAAGAUCGCUCUGAACGCGGACUUCCCGGAGAUCAUCAUCGCCGGAAACGUCGCCAACCAGGUCCAGUCCACGCAGGAGUAUCUGGACGAAGUCUACGAAGUGCAGAACCCGCUGACAAAACUAUUCCAUGACCAUUACGGCACCAGGUUUCCCUUCUGGGAUGAGACGGCCGCUGCAUUGAUGGUGAAUAAGUCCCUUGCUGUGAAUACCACUACCGCCUAUAUCGAUGUUGAUAUCUCCUACGGUAGUCCUAAUUAUGGGAAUAUUCAUCUUUAUCAGGCGGCCCUUGCGCCGAAGGGCUUGAGGACCGUGACCUUUGUGAAUGAGAUUGAUGGAGAGGAACUGAAACGGGUGAUGAAAGAGGCUAUGCAGGAUCCACCGACGUGUGAUUAG
Aspergillus affinis is the source of this 1107-nucleotide messenger RNA. RefSeq lists its product as uncharacterized. Gene Ontology annotation, biological process: purine nucleoside catabolic process. The record is from RefSeq and is a predicted model, not a curated record. Gene Ontology annotation, cellular component: cytosol. The transcript has 4 exons. Gene Ontology annotation, molecular function: purine nucleosidase activity. The coding region runs from base 1 to 1107 and encodes 368 amino acids. Lineage: Eukaryota; Fungi; Ascomycota; Eurotiomycetes; Eurotiales; Aspergillaceae.